Protobothrops mucrosquamatus (brown spotted pit viper) is the source of this 2469-nucleotide messenger RNA. It is a transcript of the gene DCN, whose product is annotated as decorin. Gene Ontology annotation, molecular function: protein binding. Bases 275 to 1339 code for a protein of 354 amino acids. The transcript has 8 exons. The record is from RefSeq and is a predicted model, not a curated record. NCBI's taxonomy places the organism in Eukaryota, Metazoa, Chordata, Lepidosauria, Squamata, Viperidae.
CAUUACCAUAUGAUGUACUGUGGGUGUCAGCAGCCUGGAGUCUUUUCAUUGAGAAAAACAUUGCUUUUUAACUGUGCUAUGGAAUAGAAGAAGCAGGAGGGGUUCUUACCAAGUGACAGUCUCGCCUCACUCAACUACCCCUCCUCCUUUCCACACCUGCAGGAUCUUCUGCCUUGCUCUUUUCGGUUAAUUGCCUCUCAGCUCCAAGAGUGCCUGUUGCAAAUCCCUGGAUGAAAAGAUUCAUUCCUGCUCUGCUGAAUAGAUGAACUAAAUCAUGAAACUGGCUAUCCUCUUUCUUCUAUUCCUGCCACUUUGCUUGGCCAAACCAUUUUAUCAAAGAGGCUUGUUUGAUUUUAUGCUUGAAGAUGAAGCAGGAUCUGGAACGCCUGAACCUACAGUAUACCCUCCUAUGCCAGUGUGCCCAUUUCGUUGUCAAUGCCACCUCCGGGUUGUACAGUGUUCCGAUUUAGGUUUGAAGGAAGUUCCGAAAGAUCUUCCCCCAGAUACUACUCUACUCGACUUACAGAACAAUAAAAUAACUGAAAUAAAGGAUGGAGAUUUCAAAAAUCUGAAAAGUCUUCAUGCAUUGAUUCUUGUUAACAACAAAAUCAGCAAAAUCAGUCCUGGAGCUUUUUCUCCACUCAAGAAACUGGAGAGACUUUAUCUUUCCAAAAACAACUUGAAGGAACUUCCAGAAAACAUGCCAAAAAGUUUACAGGAACUGCGUGCACAUGAAAAUGAUAUUGUCAAAUUAAAGAAAUCUGCCUUCACUGGACUGAAUAAUGUGAUUGUCAUAGAAUUGGGCACCAAUCCAUUAAAAAGUUCAGGGGUUGAAAAUGGAGCCUUUCAAGGGAUGAAGAAGCUCUCCUACCUCCGUAUUUCAGACACAAAUAUAACUUCAAUUCCUAAAGGUCUUCCUGUGUCUCUGACAGAACUUCAUCUUGAUGGCAACAAAAUCAGCAAAAUUGAUAGAGAUAGUUUAAGUGAACUUCCCAAUUUGGCUAAGCUUGGUCUCAGUUACAAUCGCAUUGCUAGUGUGGAAAAUGGAUCUUUAACCAAUGUGCCACAUUUGAGAGAACUCCAUUUAAACAACAAUGAAUUGGCCAAAGUACCUGCUGGACUAGGAGAACACAAAUACAUACAGGUUGUCUACCUUCACAACAACAAAAUUGCUGCCAUUGGCCCUAAUGAUUUCUGUCCUCUUGGAUACAAUAGCAAAAAAGCCUCUUAUUCAGGAGUAAGCCUGUUUAGUAACCCUGUGCAAUUCUGGGAAAUUCAGCCAUCUGCUUUCCGAUGCAUCUAUGAACGAUCUGUAAUACAACUUGGAAACUACAAAUAAAUGCACAAAAGCGUUUCCACUUAAAUACCUGUUGCUUUUUAAAAUUGUUGGUAACUAUUAAAGCCUAAUAUUGGAGACUUAACUGCAGAGUGGAGAUUAUUAUAUUUGUAAAAGACCCAUGAGACAAUUUCUAGAGAAAAUAAGUGAAUUUACUUUGUUUUUUGCUUCAUCAAAAACACAUGAUAUAGUUAGUGUUAUCUCUCCCUUAGGUGAGCACAACAGAUUUUUUUCAAUAUUCCUCUGUGCAUAAGAUUUGGGGGUAAAUAUUGGUCAAGCAUUUCAUAAUUAGAAAUGAUAUAAAGCACAUUUUUACUCUGCAGCCACACAUACAAAUUAUUUGGAGAACAAAAUAGCGAAGCAUACUUAUUUAAAAAAUUAAUCAAUCAAGUCUUAAUAAACUCCCAUCUGUUUAAAAUUGAAAUCAUAAGUGCAGGUAUCAAAAUAUCAGAUAUUCAAAUAAGCAAUACAAAAAUGUUGCUUUUGUUAAUAUUUUUGGUUAAAUGCUACUUUAAUAUAUACCUAUUUUCUUUUCUACGAUUUUGUGUUUAAAUCUUCCCAGAUAAUUUAUGUACAAUUAGGAAAAUAUUCUACAGGCUCAAAAUAUAUUCAUGACCCUGACUUUUUCUAGAGUAUGUCAGCAAUGGCUACUGACAUUUUUACUUCUGUCCCCAUGGAAUGGAGACACAAUCUUGCCUUUAUCAUUUAGCAUCAGGGAAAGGAUUUGUGGCCAUGUCCUCAAAUUCCUGCUUCAUUCUCCAAUUCUUCAUUGUCAUCCUAACCUUCUAGGUGACAAAGCUAAUGUUUUCAAGCUGCAUUUUUUUUAUUGUUCACACAAUUACUGCUCCAGUUCAUAAUCUGAUAAAAAAUAUUCAAAUAGAAUUCCCAUUAAUUUGGGAAUCUUUGAGGAAUUAUUAGGUGGAUUGUGACCACUAAGUUUGCAAGCAUGUAUAAAUUAAGUAAUAUUGGCCUACUACAUUAAUAAAUUGCUCUUAAAUGCAACAGUGGACAUCUAUCCACUUUAACUAAUUUGAAUUUUAACAGUUUUCAUGUAAAGAAAUAUUCAGAUUAUUUGCUCAGCAACACCUAGACUUACAAAGGAUCAUCAACUGGCCAGACAUAGAAGAGCAUUA